Messenger RNA from Aegilops tauschii subsp. strangulata, 1398 nucleotides. The record is from RefSeq and is a predicted model, not a curated record. Lineage: Eukaryota; Viridiplantae; Streptophyta; Magnoliopsida; Poales; Poaceae.
AUGCGAGAUGAAGUAGGGUGCUGCCAGCGUGCGUCCUGGCCAGCCCCACCGGCGCUCGGCCCGUCCCGGACCACGCCUCAUGGCCGAGGGCAAUGGCAAGCGCUGCCACGACGAGGACGUAGACCGGAAGCCCAGAUCCGGCCCACCCGCGCGCCGCCACAUGGCCACCACCAAGCGCCGUUCAGGCGCAGCCCCGCCGCCGUGAGGGACGCCGCCCCACGGGCAGCAGACGCCAACCACCGGCGGAACACCGCCGCGCGCCACCGGCCGCCGCGAGAUCUGCGUGAGAACAACGAGGACACCCCGCCGCCACCUUCCCUGGGGACCACGCGGGCUUCGCCGGUGUCCCCUCCGGCAGCGGCGAAGCGGGGGAGGAGCUGGGAGGGGCGGCUGGCGGCGCGGCUACUAUACAAUAGAAAUGAAGAAACUAGUGCUUUCAUAAAGGCGGGAGGGCAACCCGUGGCCGCGGACAGCGCCUCGUCCCGCAGGAACCGCCGCCGCCAGAAGAAGUCCUCCAACGCCAACGCCGCGGCCGCGGCUGCCCCCGUGGUCGCUGUUCCGGCGCCGGUGCCGCCCACGCCGAUGCAGCGCCUCUUCGACACCAGCCACGAGGUCUUCGCCGGCUCCGCCACCGGCUUCGUCCCCCCGCCCGACGCCGUCGCCCGCCUCGCCGCAAUCCUCAGUGAGCAUCCCCUCCAGCGCCGUCGUGCUACGUGGGGGUCACCGGUGCUGCUACGGUGGAGCUGCAAUGCAACACCGGUGGCGGAGCUGCAACGCUGCGUGCAUGGACCUCAAGUCAUCGGCGGCGCGGCAGAGCUGCGAUGCAGCGCGUCUAGUCCGCCGCUUUCCCGUCGAGCCUUAUCUCUUUCACACGCCCGCUCCUCCACCCGUUCUUUCCUCAUCUUAUCUUCCAUUGCCCAUGGCGACGCCGACCACCAGCCACCAGCUGCCGAGGACCUCCCGCCGGGCGACGACCACGCGCUCGCGCUAGCCGCGCCGCCGCGCGUCACCCUGCUCACCGUGCCCCUGCGCGUCUCGCCCGGCAAGGACGAGUACCCCAUGGUCCUCGCCGUCGACCCCUCCGGCCUCCUCCUCCUCUCCACGCCCCCGGCCCCGAGCCCUCCCCCGUCGCCGCCCUCCAGCCCCGACGCCGACGGUUUCGUCACGCUCAACAUCACCGACCGCACGCCCCCCGGCUACUACGUCUGCGACGCCUCCUCCUCCGCCGCCGCCCGCCUCCCCGGCAACGGGCGCAGCUUCCUUGACGACCGCUCCGUCGGCCUCCUCGCGUCCCCGGCGGGCGGCGGCCACUACAUGGUCGUCGAGCUCCAGCCGCUCAUCGGCAGCGACGAGGCCACGCUACUCUGCUUCUCGUCCGUGACGGGGCGGUGGAAGUAG